CGGGACCCGGAGCAGCUCGGUGGCAGUGAAUAAUAGCUCUUCAAGUCUGCAAUAAAAAAAUGGCCUCCAAUAAAACUACAUUGCAAAAAAUGGGAAAGAAACAAAAUGGAAAGAGUAAAAAUGUAGAAGAGGCAGAGCCUGAAGAAUUUGUGGUGGUAAAAGUACUGGACCGACGUGUAGUGAAUGGGAAGGUGGAGUAUUUCCUGAAGUGGAAGGGAUUUACAGAUGCUGACAAUACUUGGGAACCUGAAGAAAAUUUAGAUUGUCCAGAGUUAAUUGAAGCAUUUCUUAAUUCUCAAAAAGCUGGUAAAGAAAAAGAUGGUACAAAAAGAAAAUCUUUAUCUGACAGUGAAUCUGAUGAUAGCAACUCAAAGAAGAAAAGAGAUGCUGCUGAUAAACCAAGAGGCUUUGCCAGAGGCCUUGAUCCUGAACGAAUAAUUGGUGCCACGGACAGCAGUGGAGAAUUAAUGUUUCUCAUGAAGUGGAAAGAUUCAGAUGAGGCAGACUUGGUGCUGGCAAAAGAAGCAAAUAUGAAGUGUCCUCAGAUUGUAAUUGCUUUUUAUGAAGAGAGACUAACUUGGCAUUCUUGUCCAGAAGAUGAAGCUCAAUAA
Molecule: messenger RNA, 611 nt
Organism: Zalophus californianus (California sea lion)
Lineage: Eukaryota; Metazoa; Chordata; Mammalia; Carnivora; Otariidae
Product: chromobox protein homolog 3-like
Exons: 2
Coding region: 60-611 (183 amino acids)
Biological process (GO): chromatin organization; negative regulation of transcription by RNA polymerase II
Cellular component (GO): nucleus; pericentric heterochromatin
Molecular function (GO): chromatin binding
Source: RefSeq, a predicted model, not a curated record